Messenger RNA from Esox lucius (northern pike), 3564 nucleotides. RefSeq names its product raftlin family member 2 (gene rftn2). NCBI's taxonomy places the organism in Eukaryota, Metazoa, Chordata, Actinopteri, Esociformes, Esocidae. Bases 785 to 2119 code for a protein of 444 amino acids. The record is from RefSeq and is a predicted model, not a curated record. The transcript is spliced from 8 exons.
AUUAAAAGGUAAAUCUUUCCUUUUUAUUCAGCAAAGCAUGCCUUGCAGAAGGCUUAAAGUGAUGUGUGGAGUUAAAAACAUAACUACAAAAUUAGUUACUAGCUAUUAAAUUAGAUGUAGGACAAUGUUAUUUUGUCUAUAUCUAAACAUCUUGUGAUAUAGUCUAAAAAUUCAAUGCAUCAAGAAUCAAGAAUAUCGUAAAAAUACAGCCACCGAUUAACUUCCUCAGCCAGACACGAGUCGAUGUUGUUGCAGCCCAAAACGUCUCAUUCGGUCCUCCCAUUUUUUUCCUCUUUCUAGCUAACAGCCACGCUUUGGUUUUCCUGAAUCAAUCACAGAGUUUUAUUAGUCGGCUUUACUGCAGCUUUGAUAUGAUUUGGUAUUGGUGAGCUACACGUGACUUAUCCUUUCAUGGGUGAAAAAAGUGGGUUUCUUGACCAUUCAUCGACGUUUGCAACAAAGUAGUCGCUCGCCCACGGUGUUCGAGUUGCCAAUUUUAACUUUUUCCUUUAGUUUUUUUCUUCAAGAGGGAACAAGAGCUACACGCACCAGACGUUCGGUGCUUAAGAAUUACUCUUAAAAAUAUUUUGUUCUACAUAUUAUUUUCCACUAUUUUUACUAUCACGGCGUUUAUCCGGUGCAACUCCAAAACGAAUUAAGUGUCAGCAUUUCAGGGAUGGAACAACCCCGUUAACUUAAUAACAAGAGCAAAGCUCUAUUUGUAAAGCAGAGCGGGCUCUUCCCGUGCCUGAGCAGUGUGAGCUGGAUAUCCCGCCACGGCGCUAUGGGUUGCGGGUUGAGGAAACUGGAAGACCCGGAGGACAGCAGCCCCGGGAAAAUAUACUCCACACUUAAAAGACCACAAGUGGAGACAAAAACGGACACCGUUUACGAGUAUGUGCUACUGGACUUCAGUUUGGAAGGUAGUGGUCCGACGGUCCAGUAUGUGUCAUCACUAUGUCAGCUGCCCCAGGCCGUGCAGCCUUACUACACCCAGGGCUACAUCCUCACCAGCCUGCAUCCCAUCAUCCUCUCUGUCGGACGCACGCGCUCCCUGCCUUUCAGCCUGCUCUACCGAGCCAUCCUGGCACGUCCGCGUCCCAGUAAGCAGGCGGUGUCCAUGUGUCACAGUGUCCCGGUGCUCAGGGCUGAAGAGUGGCCCAUCCCAGGGGAGUCCCUGACGGGCGACACUGUCAGAGCCCUCAUCGACAGGGUGAACAGCAGUGCCCGGGGCGGCGUGAGGUUUGUGGGCUCGGUGCUCCAGCAGGCUGGAGGAGUGGGCAGUAAUGGCAGGCUGCCCAGCCCCAAGAGGGGCUGUCGAUCCCCCCCACGCACGCCUCCGUGUACCCCUCCUGGAGAUGAAGGAGAUCUGGAGGAUCACAGUCCUACUUACAGCCCUGACCUGAGAUUGCUGGUGUUCUUCCACUCGUGGGCACCAGGUUGUGCUCCACUGGACGCUCUGGCCUGUCAGUACCACCAGGGGGCACUGUCCAUGCGCGUAUCCAGGAAAGGUCAGGUGGUCAGCGCGCUGGAGGCAGAUUGGCUGGAGCUGACUGCAGCCUACUACCGCAAAGGCUGGUCGCUGGUGGAUUCGUUCGUGUACUGGGACACCCCGAAAGGUGAGCCCGUGCCCAGAUCCCUAGAAGGCCUGUUUGUCUAUGAGGAGAGAAGCACCACCCCUCCUGCCAACGACACCAUCGUUGUGGAGCAGUGGACUGUCAUAGAGGGUUCUGAUGUGAAGACUGACUACGGCCCGCUCCUUCACACACUGGCUGAGUUCGGCUGGCUGCUCACCUGUGUCCUUCCCACACCCAUCAUCCGUCACGACAGUGAUGGCAACCUGGCCACCAAGCAGGUAGUGUUCCUACAGAGACCAGUCAAGACCUCGUCCGUACCACAGAGGGACCAGGCUGGGGUCACCCAGAGGGGUAUGUCCGCUCGCUCUGUCAGUCGAGGAGUGGCCGGGCUCCUAACUCCCCCAACAGAGGAGCUGUCCCCCACCGCUGGGGGUAUUGGGGGUUUCCCUGUCUUCGGAGGGGGGUACCCCAGCGCCCUGUCGCACCUGGAGGAGGGAGGUUUUGAGCAGGAAGACGGUGCAGCAGAGGUCACCUGUAUGUGACCCCUAAAACGGACAAACUGAUGACCCCCCCCCCCGUACCUCUAAUCUUCCCUAACAAAGACCACCAUAGAUUAGAAAGCAAAACUUGGCACUUUUCAUUAUUUAGCUUUUUUAAUAUCAAGCCAUACCUACCAUUUGUUUUUGUUUUUUAAACACGUUUUCCAUUUUCUUUGGGAAAACCCAGCUGUCUGCACAGAGACACUUUUCUUCUUACUGUACCCACAGGUUUUCACACAACGAGCAGCCCCGAAUCACAAAGAUCACGCGGAACCUUUUUCAUAUGAUUAAAACACACGCGGCGAGCACAGGAACCAUCACGUGGACUGAAGUCCCUCCCACCCACAGCACACCUGUUGGAUAGACGUGCCCCAGGGUUUUUUUCUUGGGUCACUUCUCACAUUUCCUGAACACCGUUCUCGUUCCGGGAAACAUUCUCAACCUCCCUCCCUUGUAGACCUGCCUGCACCGCACUUCCAAGUCAAAGAGAUUCGACUUCUCCCCUCUGCUUGUCAUCCCAAGUGACAUCACACCUGCUCUGGUUCAAGGUGUGAUGUGUGACACCGCUUCAUCCUGUCACCAGCUCUCGACCUGUAUAUACACCCGGUAGAACUGAAACACAAGGUGGACAUACAGACCCGCUUGCUGUGUAGCUGGUACUGAUAAUAUCCAGGCCUGGCAGUUGGACCAUAACCAUACUACAACCAACCCCCCCCCCCCUCUGUCUCUGAUGGUUAUUAACUAGGGCUUUUUACAGUUCAGGCCAGAAGAAGCUUGUUUGUACAAUACUGAUAUGGGUGAGGUCAGAUGUUUUUGAACAUGUGCAGGACUCCCAAGGAGCAGGGUUGCCAUGGUUAAGGGAGAAAGAAUAGACUGUGUUGUGAAGCGUUUUGAAAUCUACACUAGAUUGGAGCUAUAUUGUAUUCAGACAGUGUGAGCGGUGCUAAAGUCGACUGUUUCCUAAUCUGUUCCUCAUGUUCCUAUUAGUGUGUAUUUUUUUAUGUUUUUAUAAGAUCACCUAUUCUAUUCCUGCAACCCUUUGGUCGUUGGAAAUGGUUGGUAGUUAUUUGAUCAUAGCCAUAUGGUAGUGGUAAUUCUGCCUGAGUUGUUUCAUUGUGCUAAGUGCUGAAGGAAUGAUUCCUCAGUUCCUCAGACAAAAGCCCUAUUGUGUUUCCUCCAGGGAUGACUAAGACGUUGGUUUUAAAUGCUAAGAUGGCAAUAACUAAGUGUUAUGAGAACAAUGCUGCUGUAUAUAUCCUACAUGUUAACAGUAGUGCCAGAGCUUUUUAUAUCCUCAGAAUAAAGGUUAUAUGCCCGUGUUUUGGGGAUGGCGACUCAAAUUAGUAUUAUUUACCCAUUGCAGUGUUUUUAUUUUGGAGAAAGUGAAAUGUUUUCUUGUUUUUGUCAUUGGUGAAAUAUCAUUAAAAUCCUAUUUCGCUGUGUUCCUC